This is a messenger RNA of Penicillium chermesinum, 228 nucleotides long. RefSeq lists its product as uncharacterized. NCBI's taxonomy places the organism in Eukaryota, Fungi, Ascomycota, Eurotiomycetes, Eurotiales, Aspergillaceae. The record is from RefSeq and is a predicted model, not a curated record. Bases 1 to 228 code for a protein of 75 amino acids. The transcript has a single exon.
AUGUCAGCGCGAGAUUAUCGUUCCCCGUUCUUCCGGGUCUUUCUCAUGGUCGAACAGGGCCUAAGACCAAGAACGCGCGUCUGCACAGAAGGCAGCAAAAAGAUGUCUCUCAAACAUGAGGACGGGACCGAGACCGGCGAUCCUCCCAACACGGUAGCUCGCCCACAGGCCCUCUUCGAGAUCCUCCUUCGUGACGUCAAGCCAUGGCCGUUCAUGCAGCUCGAUUAA